Molecule: messenger RNA, 922 nt
Organism: Mustela erminea (ermine)
Lineage: Eukaryota; Metazoa; Chordata; Mammalia; Carnivora; Mustelidae
Gene: AURKAIP1
Product: aurora kinase A interacting protein 1
Exons: 4
Coding region: 257-856 (199 amino acids)
Biological process (GO): mRNA processing
Cellular component (GO): mitochondrion
Source: RefSeq, a predicted model, not a curated record
GCUGUGGGCGGGGCGGGCCGCCCCUCCGGCCGGAAACGGCUGCUUUCCGGGGCGGGCGGCCCCAGCGCCGACACGCAGUCGGACACCGGGAGGGCGCCAGGGGGCGCCGGGAGUGGGUCGCGCCGGGCGGCCGCACGCGGGACCGGGGGCCGGUUUGGGGACGGGCCGGAAGUGCCUGCACUGGGCGGCGGAGCGGUCAGUCUCAGGCCCCCGGUUCAGCCACGCGGACCACCGGGGCCGCCACCACCCCCGGACCAUGCUCCUGGUGCGCCUGACUUCUCGGCUGCUGAGGGCUGUUCCUCGGGCAGGUUGCGGUGGGCCCUGGCCUGUGUCGGUGGUGCCAGGCGGGCGCGCCUGCAGGCCUUGCUACAGCACCCAGCCCACAGCGCCAAGUGGAGUUGCCUCCGUCCCCGGCAAGGGGCUCCAGCUGGAGCUUGAGGAGAUGCUGGUCCCCAGGAAGAUGUCUGUCAGUCCUCUGGAGAGCUGGCUGACCGCGCACUACCUCCUGCCCACACUAGCGGCCAGGGCCCCAGGGCCGGUGGCUCCAUCCCUGCUCUAUGAGUGUCCACCCAGCCCAGUGGGGGAAGGGGCCGAGCAGGGGAUGGAGGAGGUCUCAGAUGCCCCCGGGAUGCAGUGCAAGAACGUGCUGAAGAUUCGCAGGCGGAAGAUGAAUCAUCACAAGUACCGCAAGCUGGUCAAGAGGACCCGGUUCCUGCGGCGGAAGGUGCGGGAAGGACGCCUGAAACGGAAGCAGAUCAAGUUCGAGAGAGACCUGAGGCGCAUCUGGCUGAAGGCAGGCCUGAAGGAGGCCCCUGCAGGCUGGCAGACCCCCAAGAUCUACCUGAAGAGCAAAUGAGUCUGGUGCUGCUCUGUCCCACCUCUGUUGCUGCUGAUGACCCCCUAAUAAAUGUUCAGGAACUUA